Messenger RNA from Rhodamnia argentea, 2258 nucleotides. Its product is annotated as 9-cis-epoxycarotenoid dioxygenase NCED6, chloroplastic. Lineage: Eukaryota; Viridiplantae; Streptophyta; Magnoliopsida; Myrtales; Myrtaceae. Gene Ontology annotation, molecular function: carotenoid dioxygenase activity. The transcript has a single exon. Gene Ontology annotation, biological process: carotene catabolic process. The coding region runs from base 283 to 2043 and encodes 586 amino acids. The record is from RefSeq and is a predicted model, not a curated record. Gene Ontology annotation, cellular component: chloroplast stroma.
UGUGUCCCAAUAAUUCUGAACUAAAUCAAUCCCCUCUUGACCUAACUAAGUGGAAAACACCGGCCAGAUGAGUUGUUUAAGCCAAUCUAUUCCCUCAAGCAAUCUCCCCACGUGUCCCACAUCUCCGGUCUCCCAUGGGUGGCGAUGGCGACAAAAAUGCUGCUGUCACGCGCUUCUGCAAACCUUGGGAGGCCUUAGCCUAUAUAUAUAAGUCUUAAAGCACGCACCACUUCGUUGUAAUCGUUCUCGUACUGACACGCCCGCUUCUCGAUUCUUUUAGCCAUGCAUGCUUCUGCUUCUCUACACUUAAUCACUCCAUCAACCCCGCACAAUUCUUCUCAAUUAUGGCCACCCACCUGCAAAAUGCUCAUCAACCCUUCCAAGAAGACCCUCCCCAAGAUUAUUUACCCACCCUCGAUGCCGAUGCCGCCGCUGACCCCGUCGAAACCAAACUACCGGCCGGAUCUGAACCCGAUCCAGAGGCUUGUGGCCUCGGCGCUAGACACGCUAGAGGCCUCACUGUUGGUGCCCUUUGAGAAGGGGCACGAAUUGCCCAAAACGGCGGACCCAGCGGUUCAGUUGUCCGGGAACUUCGCUCCGGUCCAGGAGUGCCCGGUUCAGCACGACUUGGAAGUGGUGGGCCAGAUACCCUCUUGCCUACGUGGCGCCUACGUGCGAAACGGCGCGAAUCCCCUAUUCCCGCCAUGCGGCGGCCACCAUCUGUUUGACGGUGAUGGCAUGAUCCAUGCCGUCACGCUCGGCUGGGGCAACCGCACCAGCUACAGCUGCAGGUAUACACGAACAAGCCGGAUCGAGCAGGAGGCUGUUCUCGGCCGGCCUGUGUUCCCGAAGCCUAUCGGGGAGCUGCAUGGCCACUCGGGCCUGGCGAGGCUGGCGCUGUACGCGGCCCGCACUGGGUUUGGCCUCAUCGAUGGCUCGGCCGGCUCGGGGGUCGCCAACGCGGGGCUCGUGUACUUCAACGGCCGCCUGCUGGCCAUGUCGGAGGACGACUACCCGUACCACGUGCUGAUCGAUGGAAGCGGCGACCUGGAGACAGUCGGGCGGUUCGACUUCGGCGGCCAGCUCGGCUGUCCCAUGAUAGCCCACCCCAAGGUGGACCCCGCCACGGGGGAGCUCCACGCGCUCAGCUAUGACGUCGUAAAGCGUCCCUACUUGAAGUACUUCAAAUUCGAUAAGACGGGAAAGAAAACAUCGGACGUGGACAUAACCCUCCAGCAGCCCACCAUGAUCCACGACUUUGCAAUUACCGAGAACGACGUCGUGAUCCCGGACCACCAGGUGGUGUUCAGGCUGUCCGAGAUGCUCCGUGGAGGGUCGCCGGUUCUCUACGACAGGAGGAAGAUGUCGCGGUUUGGGAUCAUGCCGAAGGAUGCCGUGGAUGAGUCGGGCAUCCUGUGGUACGACGUGCCGGACUGCUUCUGCUUCCACCUGUGGAACGCGUGGGAGGAAAGGGACGGCGACGGAGACAAGGUCGUGACCAUUCUCGGGUCGUGCAUGGACCCGCCCGACUCUGUCUUCAAUGAUCACAUUGCCGAAGGUGAGCAGCAGCUGCGGAGCCAGUUGUCGGAGAUCCGGAUCAAUACAAGGACGGGGCGCUACACGAGGAGGGUUGUGGUGGCGGGGACGAACCUGGAGGCGGGUCAGGUGGCCAAGCACCUCCUGGGGAGGAGGACGAGGUACGUGUACUUGGCCAUAGCCGAGCCGUGGCCCAAGUGCUGUGGGAUGGCCAAGGUCGACCAGUCGAACGGCGAAGUGAGCAAGUUUCUGUACGGACGGGGGAGGUUCGGAGGCGAGCCGUGCUACGUGCCUGAGGAGGAGGGUCGUUGCGAAGACGAUGAUGGAGGCGGGUACUUGAUGAGCUUCGUGAGGGAUGAGGAGAGAGAGAGGUCGGAGCUGGUGAUCGUGAGGGCUUCGGACAUGGAGCAGGUGGCCGUGGUGAGGUUGCCGUCGCGAGUGCCGUACGGGUUUCACGGCACGUUCAUGAGGUUCGAGGACUUGAUGGGGCAGGUGUCGGGUUCUUGAUGUUCUCUUGACACUUGUUUUUUCGAUUUUCUUUUAAUUAUAUAAUUAUAUUUUAUGGUUUGGGGUAUUUUGAGGAUAUAUAGGUAUUAUGUAUAUGUAGUCUUAUGUUGCUAGCGAGGGAGACAAGUUUCUUCCCGAAGGUGAGCCGUUAAAAUCUGUGUAGCUUCUUAGUUUUCCCAAGCCAAAGAAAAAGUUCCUCAAGAUUCUCUAAUUUC